Messenger RNA from Molossus molossus (Pallas's mastiff bat), 1278 nucleotides. It is a transcript of the gene CXCR5, whose product is annotated as C-X-C motif chemokine receptor 5. Gene Ontology annotation, cellular component: membrane. Gene Ontology annotation, biological process: chemotaxis; G protein-coupled receptor signaling pathway; immune response. NCBI's taxonomy places the organism in Eukaryota, Metazoa, Chordata, Mammalia, Chiroptera, Molossidae. Gene Ontology annotation, molecular function: C-X-C chemokine receptor activity. The transcript is spliced from 2 exons. Bases 18 to 1139 code for a protein of 373 amino acids. The record is from RefSeq and is a predicted model, not a curated record.
GACAGAGAGCGACAGCUAUGAACUACCCCUUAACCCUGGACAUGGACCUCCUCCUCGGUAGCACCAUGAUGGACCUGGAACUAGGUAACUACAGCUACAGCACCGAGAUCUUCCCCGUGGAGAACUACAUCUGCUCCACCGCCGAGGGGCCCCUCCUCACCUCCUUCAAGGCCGUGUUCAUGCCGGUGGCCUACGGCCUCAUCUUCCUCCUGGGCAUGUUGGGCAACAUCCUGGUGCUGGUGAUCCUGGAGCGCCAUCGGCACACGCGCAGCUCCACCGAGACCUUCCUGUUCCACCUGGCGGUGGCCGACCUCCUGCUGGUCUUCAUCCUGCCCUUCGCUGUGGCCGAGGGCUCCCUGGGCUGGGUCCUGGGCACCUUCCUCUGCAAAACUGUGAUCGCGUUGCACAAGAUCAACUUCUACUGCAGCAGCCUGCUCCUGGCCUGCGUGGCCGUGGACCGCUACCUGGCCAUCGUGCACGCCGUCCACGCCUACCGCCACCGCCGCCUGCUCUCCAUCCACAUCACCUGCGCGGCCGUCUGGCUGGCCGGCCUCUGCUUCGCCCUGCCGGAGAUCUUCUUCGCCAAGGUCAGCCGAGGCCACCACAACGACUCCCUGCCGCUGUGCACCUUUUCCCAGGAGAACCACGUCCAAACCAAAGCCUGGUUCGCCUCCCGCUUCCUCUACCACUUCGGGGGGUUCCUGCUGCCGAUGCUGGUGAUGGCCUGGUGCUACGCCAGCGUGGUGAACAGGCUGUGCCAGGCCCAGCGGCGCCCGCAGCGGCAGAAGGCGGUCAGGGUGGCCAUCCUGGUCACGAGCGUCUUCUUCCUCUGCUGGUCGCCCUACCACAUCGUGAUCUUCCUGGACACGCUGGCGAGGAUGAACGCCCUGGGCAGCCAGUGCGAGCUGAACGGCUACCUGUCGGUGGCCAUCACCAUGAGCGAGUUCCUGGGCCUGGCGCACUGCUGCCUCAACCCCAUGCUCUACACGUUCGCCGGAGUGAAGUUCCGCAGUGACCUGUCUCGGAUCCUGACCAAGCUGGGCUGUGCCAGCCCGGCCUCCCUCUGCCAGUUCCUUCCCAGCUGGCGUAAGAACAGUCUCUCCGAGUCAGAGAACGCCACCUCCCUCACCACUUUCUAGGUCCCGGCCCUUCGUUCCUACUUUCUCGGGGGACGCGCUGAUGCUGGAACCCUCCCAGCGGACGCCGGGACCCUAGGAGCUCACCUGGGCCAGUGUCCUUCCGUGGGGCAGCUAGAUGAAUCGACGCUUCUAUCCACGA